Gorilla gorilla gorilla (western lowland gorilla) is the source of this 3671-nucleotide messenger RNA. It is a transcript of the gene RASGRP2, whose product is annotated as RAS guanyl releasing protein 2. The record is from RefSeq and is a predicted model, not a curated record. The transcript has 17 exons. Gene Ontology annotation, cellular component: plasma membrane. NCBI's taxonomy places the organism in Eukaryota, Metazoa, Chordata, Mammalia, Primates, Hominidae. Gene Ontology annotation, molecular function: guanyl-nucleotide exchange factor activity; calcium ion binding. Gene Ontology annotation, biological process: Ras protein signal transduction. Bases 1595 to 3427 code for a protein of 610 amino acids.
CAGGCGAAGGAGGGCGCGGCCCCCAGCGACCCCCCGCCCCGCCCAGGGCGGCGCGGGCGGGCUGGGGGCGGCGAGCGGGUGGGGAGUCUGCGGCCCGGGUCUGGGAGAGGGGGCAGCGGCCACGAGAGCUAAGGCGCGCUGGAUCCCCGGAGGGCGGAGAACCUCCACGGUGCACCCAGCUUUUCCCAGCCACCUUCCAGCGGGGCCCUCCCCCGCGUAUCCCCAUUUGACAGAUGAGAAAAUUGAGGCUCCCAGAGGCCAAGUGAUUCUCAAGGUCACACGAGGAAGCGGUAGAGCCAGGCGGGGACGGCUCUGGGUGGCUCCUAGGAAAAGUUCCCCUGAGAACUCCGUACAGGAGCUCCCCUGUCCUCCAGCCUGGGGGAGUGAGUAUGUGUAGGGCCGGGGUACCUUUCCGUGGGGCAAGGCUCUGCCAAAAUCUGGGAGUGAGGGGAGUCAGGGCGCUGGGGCCGCAGGGCGGGCCCUGCACCGCAAAUCGGAGGGGGGCGACGGAAUGGGCGUGCGCACCCAUGGGGGUGUGUGCAUGUGUGUGGGAGUGUACAUGCGUGGAGAGGCACUGCCUUGCGUGUGUGCACACGUGUGAGGAUGUCAGCGCCUGUGUGGCCGCGGGACUCAAGGCUGGCCUGGCUCAAGUGAACAGCACGUCCAGGAGGCGACCUCGUCCGCGGGUUUGCAUUCUGGGGUGGACGAGCUGGGUAUGUGUGCCUAAGGGUUUCUUCGUGCAGGUGUGCACAGGGUGUGGGUGCCAUUGUGUGUGAGAGACGGAGGAUGGGAGGCCGGUGCCUGUGGCCCGGUGCGUGUAAGUGCGGACGCCUGCACCUCCACUUAGGUUCCCGGCCUCCGACGAAUAACUUGGGUGUGGAGUGUUUGCCCCUGCCAGGGUGCAUAUGACCCCGCCAGUGACCGGAGUUGCUAAUGGUGUCAUGCACCCACCGGCCACCCUCGGCGUGAGCGCCCCCCUCUGGACACCCUGCUCUGUGCGCGCUCACAGUUCGCCUGUGCGGGGCCGGGGCCGGGGUCAGGAGCCGGGGAUAGGGAGGAAGAGGGCCUGUGGACAAGCUGAGCCGGGACCCCUGGGACCUUUGCGGAGGUGGCCUGGGAGCGCUCAGUUCCCAGGCUCAGUCUUCCCGCUGACGCCUCCUGGCCGCAGCGGGCUCCCCCCGCCCCAGGAAUGUUCCUCUCCCAUCCAGUCCGCCUCCCCUAGGGCAGGCCCCCUGGGGGCUGCCGCAGCCCCGCCUCGCCUUCCUGGGCUCCCGGGAGGGGGCGAGGCGGGCAGGACGCCUGGGUUCUCUCCUCCCCCCUCCCAUACCAGAGAGAAAUUCCUCCGAGGUCCCCUCAGGCUCUGGGUUCCCAAAAUAACCCUGCGGGGGAAGGGAGGCUGUGGAGGGAGGGAAGCGGGAGGGGCGCAGAGCCGAGCUGCGGGGUGCUGCAGGUGCUUCUGGGGAGAGGGCGCGAGGAGAAGGCGCCCUGCGGGGGGCUGGGCGCCAGCCAGUCCUCGGAUCUUGGGGUUCGGUCCGAGCCCGGUGGGAGGCUCCCGGAGCGCAGCCUGGGCCCAGCCCACCCCGCGCCGGCGGCCAUGGCAGGCACCCUGGACCUGGACAAGGGCUGCACGGUGGAGGAGCUGCUCCGCGGGUGCAUCGAAGCCUUCGAUGACUCCGGGAAGGUGCGGGACCCGCAGCUGGUGCGCAUGUUCCUCAUGAUGCACCCCUGGUACAUCCCCUCCUCUCAGCUGGCGGCCAAGCUGCUCCACAUCUACCAACAAUCCCGGAAGGACAACUCCAAUUCCCUACAGGUGAAAACGUGCCACCUGGUCAGGUACUGGAUCUCCGCCUUCCCAGCGGAGUUUGACUUGAACCCGGAGUUGGCUGAGCAGAUCAAGGAGCUGAAGGCUCUGCUAGACCAAGAAGGGAACCGGCGGCACAGCAGCCUCAUCGACAUAGACAGCGUCCCUACCUACAAGUGGAAGCGGCAGGUGACUCAGCGGAACCCUGUGGGACAGAAAAAGCGCAAGAUGUCCCUGUUGUUUGACCACCUGGAGCCCAUGGAGCUGGCGGAGCAUCUCACCUACUUGGAGUAUCGCUCCUUCUGCAAGAUCCUGUUUCAGGACUAUCACAGUUUCGUGACUCAUGGCUGCACUGUGGACAACCCCGUCCUGGAGCGGUUCAUCUCCCUCUUCAACAGCGUCUCGCAGUGGGUGCAGCUCAUGAUCCUCAGCAAACCCACAGCCCCGCAGCGGGCCCUGGUCAUCACACACUUUGUCCACGUGGCGGAGAAGCUGCUACAGCUGCAGAACUUCAACACGCUAAUGGCAGUGGUCGGGGGCCUGAGCCACAGCUCCAUCUCCCGCCUCAAGGAGACCCACAGCCACGUUAGCCCUGAGACCAUCAAGCUCUGGGAGGGUCUCACGGAACUGGUGACGGCGACAGGCAACUAUGGCAACUACCGGCGUCGGCUGGCAGCCUGUGUGGGCUUCCGCUUCCCUAUCCUGGGUGUGCACCUCAAGGACCUGGUGGCCCUGCAGCUGGCACUGCCUGACUGGCUGGACCCAGCCCGGACCCGGCUCAACGGGGCCAAGAUGAAGCAGCUCUUUAGCAUCCUGGAGGAGCUGGCCAUGGUGACCAGCCUGCGGCCACCAGUACAGGCCAACCCCGACCUGCUGAGCCUGCUCACGGUGUCUCUGGAUCAGUAUCAGACGGAGGAUGAGCUGUACCAGCUGUCCCUGCAGCGGGAGCCGCGCUCCAAGUCCUUGCCAACCAGCCCCACGAGUUGCACCCCACCACCCCGGCCCCCGGUGCUGGAGGAGUGGACCUCGGCUGCCAAACCCAAGCUGGAUCAGGCCCUCGUGGUGGAGCACAUCGAGAAGAUGGUGGAGUCUGUGUUCCGGAACUUUGACGUCGAUGGGGAUGGCCACAUCUCACAGGAAGAAUUCCAGAUCAUCCGUGGGAACUUCCCUUACCUCAGCGCCUUUGGGGACCUCGACCAGAACCAGGAUGGCUGCAUCAGCAGGGAGGAGAUGGUUUCCUAUUUCCUGCGCUCCAGCUCUGUGUUGGGGGGCCGCAUGGGCUUCGUACACAACUUCCAGGAGAGCAACUCCUUGCGCCCCGUCGCCUGCCGCCACUGCAAAGCCCUGAUCCUGGGCAUCUACAAGCAGGGCCUCAAAUGCCGAGCCUGUGGUGUGAACUGCCACAAGCAGUGCAAGGAUCGCGUGUCAGUCGAGUGUCGGCGCAGGGCCCAGAGUGUGAGCCUGGAGGGGUCUGCACCCUCACCCUCACCCACGCACAGCCACCAUCACCGCGCCUUCAGCUUCUCUCUGCCCCGCCCUGGCAGGCGAGGCUCCAGGCCUCCAGCAGAGAUCCGUGAGGAGGAGGUACAGACGGUGGAGGAUGGGGUGUUUGACAUCCACUUGUAAUAGAUGCUGUGGUUGGAUCAAGGACUCAUUCCUGCCUUGGAGAAAAUACUUCAACCAGAGCAGGGAGCCUGGGGGUGUCGGGGCAGGAGGCUGGGGAUGGGGGUGGGAUAUGAGGGUGGCAUGCAGCUGAGGGCAGGGCCAGGGCUGGUGUCCCUAAGGUUGUACAGACUCUUGUGAAUAUUUGUAUUUUCCAGAUGGAAUAAAAAGGCCCGUGUAAUUAACCUUCACCAUCAGCGCCUAGAAU